AUGCGUCAAGGUGGUACAUUUGCUGAUGCAAUCGUAGUUGUUGCAUCAGCUAUGUUAUUACGUAGACAAAUUAUCAUUCAUCAACAUGAACAACGUCCAGUAUUAUUUAAACCUUUAUUUUCUAUUUCAACUAGCAAUCAAAUACAUCUCGUUUAUGACUCUAAAAAUCUUCACUAUAGUAGUUUAUUGUCAACUGAUGGCCAUAAACUAUUUAUUGACGAAUUCGAAUGUAUUUGUGCGUAA
Molecule: messenger RNA, 243 nt
Organism: Adineta steineri
Lineage: Eukaryota; Metazoa; Rotifera; Eurotatoria; Adinetida; Adinetidae
Source: the annotation of a GenBank genome assembly